Messenger RNA from Rubroshorea leprosula, 907 nucleotides. NCBI's taxonomy places the organism in Eukaryota, Viridiplantae, Streptophyta, Magnoliopsida, Malvales, Dipterocarpaceae. The record is from the annotation of a GenBank genome assembly.
CUCCUUCCUUUCCCCACUCAUCCUUCUUCUUCUUAUUCUUUCUCUUUCUCUUCUUCUUCCUCUCCGGAUCUGGGUUUGAGAAAACCAGUCAAGCUAUUUUUCUGUAAAUCUUUUUAAACAAACCGUAGCAUUUCUUCCAGUAAUUUCACAAUUUCGCUUCCUUCCCACAGUUCUAAGCACGAAAUUCAUAUUCUUGGUGAUUGGUUUGACCAAUUUGGAAGUUUGGGAUGAAAGCCUACAUGAGCCCACCGGUGGCUCAGAAAGCUGCUGCUCCUGGAAUUGCAUAUUUUCACAUCCCAUUGCCUGAAUUUGCCAGUUUUGACUCGUCAAACUUCACUGGAGUAAAACAGGAGGCGGGCAUUAGCUCUGCAUCUGUGAACUCAGGCUUCUUCACAACCAUGGUUGAGGCAAAGGAUGUGAAAGCUGUUUUUACUGGUCAUGAUCAUCUCAAUGACUUCUGUGGUGAGUUGACUGGCAUACAACUUUGUUAUGCUGGAGGUUUUGGAUACCAUGCCUAUGGGAAAGCUGGAUGGCCAAGGAGAGCAAGGGUGGUGGUAGCAUCUUUAGAGAAGACUGAAGAGGGUACUUGGGGAGCUGUUAAGUCCAUCAAGACAUGGAAGCGCCUUGAUGAUGAACAUCUCUCAACUAUAGAUGAUCAGGUCCUUUGGAGUAAGAGCUCUGCAGGUAAGCUAAACUAUAACUUUUCUCACUCUUUGUGUUAACUAGUCUUAUUCAUAUAGAAGGUUGGAAUUACAAAGGAACAUCUUUGUAGUGGUUUUUAAAUUGUGUAAUACAGCCAACUAAACAGCAGGCCAUGUAAUGGUAUCCUGCUUGAUCAGUUCUUCUGAGUGCGUGUGUGUGUGUGUGUGUGUAUGGAUGUAUCAUGGAAUAAAUUUUUUUUUUCUCU